UAUAAAAUACAUACAUUCUUCAUGGCUAUAUAUUGAACCUCCGACACCAGGGGGAAAUCAAGAACCAACGAAAAGAAAGCCAAUCUGUAACACUCCUUUAUUCAUCCAGCGUUUGUUCACUUAGAGAGUGGCUUUGACGCUGUCCUUCCUUUGUGCUGCUUGAACAAUACACCUUUUAAGGCAAAGCACAUUGUUCGAACACUCCCUAUAUAAAUACUAUCACUCCUUACUACCCCUUCACACAGCUCCACAUAUACCCUGCACAUUCCUUUCUACCGUGAUCAUUCACGCUCAGAAAUGCACAUACUAUCCACGCUCGCCCAAGCUCUAAGCCUCUGGGCCCCCCUUGCUGUGGCCGCAUACACACUACAAGAUGACUACGGCACGGACUCAACUUUCUUCGAUAAAUUUAGCUUCUUCACAGGCAGUGAUCCGACCCAUGGCUUCGUCAAAUACGUUGACAGAGGCACGUCCCAGAACACAGGCCUAAUCAAAGCUGACGGAUCCGUCUACAUGGGUGUCGAUUACACAAACGCCGCACCAGGCGGCCGCCAAAGCGUCCGUAUCAGCAGCAACAAAGCCUACAACCACGGCCUUUUCAUUCUAGAUCUAGCCCACAUGCCCGGCAGUAUCUGCGGAGCCUGGCCAGCAUACUGGCUCCUAGGCCCCAACUGGCCGAAUAACGGCGAAAUAGACGUCAUAGAAGGCGUAAAUGACCAAACUAACAACCAGGUAGCCCUCCACACUAGCGACAGUUGCACAAUUAACAACUCAGGCUUUUCCGGCUCCCUUCUCACAAGUAACUGCUACGUCAAUGCCCCCGGCCAAGCCAACAACGCAGGCUGCGGUAUUAAAGAUAACUCGGCCCACUCCUACGGGAACGGGUUUAACAAUGCCGGCGGCGGUGUGUAUGCCACUGAAUGGACUAGCGAAGCUAUCAGUGUUUGGUAUUUCCCACGUUCCAGCAUCCCCGGUGAUAUCGGUAGUGGGAAUCUGAAUCCGAGUGGUUGGGGGACGCCAUCGGCGAGGUUUGCCGGAGCUUGCAAUAUUGAUUCGCAUUUUAAAGAUCUGCAGAUUAUCUUCGAUACGACUUUUUGUGGGGACUGGGCUGGCGGUGUUUGGGGGUCGAGUAGUUGUGCCUCAAAGGGAUCUUGCAAUGAUUGGGUGGCUAAUAACCCUGCUGCGUUUAAGGAUGCAUUCUGGCGUAUUAACUCGCUGAAGGUUUAUCAGGGCGGGGCUGCGAGCGUUGCAAGCAAUGUGACUGAGUGGAAGAUGGAUGUAGGUGUCGGAAAACGUUCGUUUAUCAGACAGCGGAGGGAGAAUUGGGGGAACUGAUCUUGUAGGUUUGAGGAUGGUGUACAUCCCAGGUGGGAUUUGAUAUACCCUGCAUUUUGUAUGGACAGACUUUUACUUUCGUUCAUGGAUGUACAUAGGGAUCUGAUAGCUGUAAAUGGCGACAUUCUUUAUGCAUUUAACCCCAGAAAAUACUAGACAAUCAGGUAAACUAUGUCAAAGAGCGAGGUAUAUCGAACGGAAUAUAUACAUUGCGUUGUAAAUAUGCACCCUGUGCGCCUGUAAUUAUACCAAGGAGGCAAUAACAGUCGAUAUGUUGUCCGCUUACUGCGGUGUCCAAUCGUGCAGUGUACGGGGACAUCACUCCGUAUAUCCAAGAAUAUCUCUCUGAUCAUCAGUCAGCCG
Molecule: messenger RNA, 1698 nt
Organism: Aspergillus pseudotamarii
Lineage: Eukaryota; Fungi; Ascomycota; Eurotiomycetes; Eurotiales; Aspergillaceae
Product: glycoside hydrolase family 16 protein
Exons: 3
Coding region: 298-1335 (345 amino acids)
Biological process (GO): glucan catabolic process
Molecular function (GO): hydrolase activity, hydrolyzing O-glycosyl compounds
Source: RefSeq, a predicted model, not a curated record